AUGCUGGCGGAAGCGGGAAAGGCGGAUGACGAGGAGGAGUGGGGGGAAGAGGCGGAAGAUUGGGGGGAGAUCGACUGGGGGAGAGAAGGGGAGUGGAACGCGGGAGGGGGAGGGCAAGCGCAGGGGCGCGGAAUCGAAGUUUUCUGGGCCUCAGACAUUAAAAUCGGGGGGGGGAAUGGUGAAAUGUCACUUCCCGCCUCCUCUUCCGCCCCCUCUUCCCCCUCGCCCCCUACUUCCGCCUCUUCCGCCCCUCUCCCUCCCCCUCCCCCCCAUCUUUUCCUCUCUCACCUCCGCUCCGCCGCUCUUGCGCCCUGCGUGCUCCUCCCCGCCGCCCCUGCUCCCCCUGGUCAGGGGGAAAGGGGGGAGGGGCGAGGCGGAGGGGAGGAAGGGGGGAACUCGGGGGCAGAGAGGGAGGCGCAAGGGUCGGGGGCAGCGCAGGUUCGGGUGGUGGCUGGGCGGUUCAGGGACUCCUUAUGUCAUUCCGCGAGUCCUUAUUUCUUUAAUCCCCACUGUCACUAUCGUCCCUCACUCCCACACAUCACUCCGCCCCUCGCUUACAACUUCCUCUCUCUGACACUUUCUCUCCUUCUUUUCCUUCCUGUCAUCUGCACUCUCUCUCCCUCUUUUCCUUCCUGUCAUUUGCACUCUCUCUCCCUCUUUUCCUUCGUGUCAUUUGCACUCUCUCUCCCUCUUUUCCUUCGUGUCAUUUGCACCCUCUCUCCCUCUUUUCCUUCGUGUCAUUUGCACUCUUUCUCCCUCUUUUCCUUCGUGUCAUUUGCACUCUCUCUCCCUCUUUUCCUUCGUGUCAUUUGCACCCUCUCUCCCUCUUUUCCUUCGUGUCAUUUGCACUCUUUCUCCCUCUUUUCCUUCGUGCCAUUUGCACUCUCUCUCCCUCUUUUCCUUCGUGUCAUUUGCACCCUCUCUCCCUCUUUUCCUUCGUGUCAUUUGUACUCUCUCUCCCUCUUUUCCUUCGUGUCAUUUGCACUCUCUCUCCCUCUUUUCCUUCGUGUCAUUUGCACUCUCUCUUCGUGUCAUCUGCACUCUCUCGCUCACCGAACUCUUGCCCUUCAAUCGAACCUCAUGCUGCACGUGUACAUGCGGCCAGGGACAGCUGUCAACAUCCCAUUGGCCCGCACUCAGUCCGCCCUCAUAUACGUGCUCGAGGGCGUGGCGAUGUUUGGUCCGAGAGGAGAGGCCGUGUUUCAAAACGAGGGUCACUCCCUGCUUUUCCCUGCAGCACCAUGUGCCACGUCAGCUGCCACGUCAGAUGCCGCGUCAGACAUGGUUAAGGAAAGAGAUUCCGCAGUGGGUGGCGCAGCAGGCAUGGGAGCAGGGGGGAAAGAGGAGGAUUGGAUUCGGGUGGAGUCGCACAGUUGGGGAGGAGUGGAGUUUGUGCUGGUAGCUGGCCAAAGUUAG
This is a messenger RNA of Closterium sp. NIES-65, 1416 nucleotides long. The record is from the annotation of a GenBank genome assembly. NCBI's taxonomy places the organism in Eukaryota, Viridiplantae, Streptophyta, Zygnematophyceae, Desmidiales, Closteriaceae.